Linum trigynum is the source of this 225-nucleotide messenger RNA. The record is from the annotation of a GenBank genome assembly. NCBI's taxonomy places the organism in Eukaryota, Viridiplantae, Streptophyta, Magnoliopsida, Malpighiales, Linaceae.
AUGGAUGCUUUGCUUAUGGCUUUGUUCGAGGGUGUCGAGAAGGGAUUCGCCAAGGAAGCUGCCAAGAAGAAGAUGUAUCUGGCUGCUGCCAUUGUAGCCCAAGGUGGAGAUUCACAGUUGCUUUCUACUUGGUUCCAUCCAGGGUUUCUUUCAGGAAUCUUGUUCAGUGCUCAGCCGUUUGUUGAAUGGCUGCAGAAUGCUGAAUCGGAGAGCGAAGAGGAAUGA